GCCGCCCGGGCUCGUCCCGCCGCCCUCGGAGGACGGCCAGCCAUGGACGCCUGCAAGUUGGAGCUGAGCGGGAGGGCGUGAGCGCGUCGGGGGCCGGGAGCCCGCGCCUCGCAGCCCGGCAGCCGGGCGCGCCGGGGGUGGGUCUCUCUCCAGCCCGGCUCUGCGUGGAGAAGAGGGCGGGACCGGCGCGAGGAGGAGAACGGAGGAGGCGAAGGGGGCAUGACUCGUGCAACUCGCGGCGGGCAUCUGGCGAGCUUCUGAGCCGGCGGCACCCGGGCCCGGAUUGCGGCCGCGCGCGCAGAACCCACCCAGCCCACCCCGCCCUGGCCGACGGCUGCGGCUGACCUGGAUCCCGCGAGCGCCUGCGGACCGCCAGCGAUCCGCCUUCGUCUUCCGGGCUGUUUUCUGGAGCGCGGGGAGCGCCCUGCUCACCGGCCCUCUCGCCGGACCCCCGGACCCCGAUGGCUCGGAUGGGGCUCGCGGGCGCUGCUGGACGCUGCUGGGGACUCGCUCUCUGCUUGACGGCUCUCUUCUGCCCAGGUGCCCGCACGCAGGUGGUACAGGUGAACGACUCCAUGUAUGGCUUCAUCGGCACAGACGUGGUGCUGCACUGCAGCUUUGCCAACCCGAUGCCCAGUGUGAAGAUCACGCAGGUCACGUGGCAGAAGGCCACCAACGGCUCCAAGCAGAAUGUGGCCAUCUACAACCCUGCCAUGGGUGUCUCGGUGCUCGCUCCCUACCGCGAGCGCGUGCAGUUCCUGAGGCCCUCCUUUAUUGAUGGUACCAUCCGCCUCUCCCGCCUGGAGCUGGAGGAUGAGGGUGUCUACAUCUGCGAGUUUGCCACCUUCCCUACAGGCAACCGUGAGAGCCAGCUCAAUCUCACUGUGAUGGCCAAACCCACCAACUGGAUAGAAGGUACCCAAGCUGUGCUUCAGGCCAAGAAGGGACAAGAUGACAAGGUCCUGGUGGCCACCUGCACGUCAGCCAAUGGGAAGCCUCCCAGUGUGGUGUCCUGGGAAACAAGGCUAAAAGGUGAAGCUGAGUACCAGGAGAUCCGGAACCCCAAUGGCACGGUGACAGUCAUCAGCCGUUACCGCCUGGUACCCAGCCGGGAAGCCCACCAGCAGACCCUGGCCUGCAUUGUCAACUACCACAUGGACCGCUUCAAGGACAGCCUCACCCUCAAUGUGCAGUAUGAGCCUGAGGUGACCAUUGAGGGGUUUGAUGGCAACUGGUACCUGCAGCGGAUGGAUGUGACGCUCACGUGCAAAGCUGAUGCUAACCCUCCAGCCACUGAAUACCACUGGACUACGCUGAAUGGUUCUCUUCCCAAGGGCGUGGAGCCCCAGAACAGGACCCUCUUCUUCAAGGGACCUAUCACCUACAGCCUGGCAGGGACCUAUGUCUGUGAGGCCACCAAUGCCAUCGGCACGCGCUCCGGCCAGGUGGAAGUCAACAUCACAGAAUUCCCCUACACCCCGUCUCCACCUGAACAUGGGCGUCGCGCGGGGCCAGUGCCUACAGCCAUCAUUGGGGGCGUGGCGGGGAGCGUCCUACUGGUCCUGAUUGUGGUCGGCGCUAUCCUGGUGGCCCUGCGCCGGCGUCGGCACACCUUCAAAGGUGACUACAGCACCAAGAAGCACGUGUACGGCAAUGGCUACAGCAAGGCAGGCAUCCCUCAGCACCACCCACCCAUGGCACAGAACCUGCAGUACCCGGAUGACUCAGACGAUGAGAAGAAGGCCGGCCCGCUGGGCGGCAGCAGCUGUGAAGAGGAAGAGGAGGAAGACGGAGGGGGUGACCGCAAGAUGGGCGGCUCCCACCCCAAAUACGAUGAGGACACCAAGCGGCCACCCUACUUCACAGUGGAUGAAGCCGAGGCCCGGCAGGACGGCUACGGGGACCGGACUCUGAGCUACCAGUACGAUCCUGAGCAGCUGGACUUGGCUGAGAACAUGGUUUCUCAGAACGACGGGUCUUUCAUUUCCAAGAAGGAGUGGUACGUGUAGCCCCUCCUUGGGGCCUCUGUCUGUGCCCACAUCUCCCUGCCCCUACCCGCACGCCCCCUUCCUGCCCCGCUGCCAGCUCCUUCGGGAGCUACACAGAGACUCAGCUCCUGCCCAGAGGCAGCCCUGAACUCCUGGGAAGCCAGGCAAGUGGAGGGCAGCCCUGACCUGGCGUUGUUUUGAUUUCCUGCUCCUCCUCCGGCCCUCCCCUGUGGUGUUGUGUUCCACUGUGGCUUUGGUGUUGCUAUACCUUUCUUCAAUGACCCCCCCCACUGCCCUCUGUGUGGGGAGCCCUGUUCUUGUCUUGUGUACCUGGGCAUCCCUCCAGGGUUUGGGGAGCCAGCCCUCCCCGGCCCCCCAACACUGGAAUUUGUUUGUGUUCCCUUUGUUGGGGAGGAGCGCUGAGGGGCUCCAAGCAGAAGAUCCCCUACCCCCUCCACCGAAUGCUGCUCCUCUUCCCAAGGAGAGGGAACCCAACACCCCCACAUAAGCUGAUGCAGUUGGGGUGUGGGGCCUCAUCGAGACAGCUGGUGUGACCUAGAGGUGGGGGUGUGACUUCUCCAGAGCACCCAGGGACAUCUUGUUUGUUAAGUGAUUCUGUUGAGGUUCCCACCUGGAGCUUGGGCAGUGUGCUUACCUGGUGAAGGUGGUAUUACAUUUUUUUCCUCAUUGGUUUACAGACUCAGUCAACCCAGCUCUGGUGCCUCCCUCCCCGUCCCCUAGUCUGCUCCCCGCAGAGGGGAGGACCCCAGGUGGACUCUGCCCACACUUCCUGUAUGCCUGUGCCCACAUAUGCACAACGUACAUGCACACACGCCACCCUAUGGCUGCCUGCUGUCCCCUGGGAUCACAUGCCCCACCCAGGCUGGACCCUGCCUAGGGCCUGUCCCUCUCUGCUCCGCCUCUUUCCCCGUUCCCAGCUAGGGGUAGGAGCAGCCUGUGGAAACUUCCAGGGACAUCGAGGAUGGAACCUCCUGGAGGCCACCACUCUAGGGUUUCCCCUUACAACAUGGAAGUUUCUCAGAUUUCUCCCUUAUCUGUCAAGUGCUAACAACACUUGAUUCUCUUGGAAAGUCAGGGCUGGGAUCCCAGAAGUACCUGCAGGAGUCAGGGGCAAAGAAGUAUUUAUGUAGAGAAAGAAUUCUGCAUGGGAAAAGCUCUGCACACAGCCUGGUAGGCAGGGGCACAGCUAGCACCUCACACAUGAAGGCCAGUGUGGACAUCAUGGGCCUCCCAAAAAAUGUAAGGGUGGUGGAGAAGCCAGGGAGCCCACUGCUCACCCACCCUCCACUCCCUGCUCCGCUCCCUCUGGUGCCUGCUCUGGGCUGCGAGCACAGAUUCCCUCCUUGAGCGGGACUUGGGGUUUCUCUCGGGCAACCAGGACUGGGCCUUCCCACAGAUGCCAUGGAGGAAGGCCUCUCCCAGCCCCCUCCAUCUCCCAGCUCCAAGUGCCUCAGUUCCUCCAUCUGCCCCCCAGGGCCCUGGCACUCCAAAAGACGUGCCCAUGGGAAGACCCUGGGAUAACAGGAGCGGGCCCCAAGCGCCCUUAGGCCCGCCUCUUAGGAUCUCAGCUCCCUCAGCCCAGGGUGUCAAGCUCUGUAGGAUGGCCAGUGUUGGGGGGAGGGAGGCAAACCACUCUGUGCCCCACGGGCACUGACCCACCCUGCCAUAGGCUUCCUAGGGGAGCCCUUCAGUCCCCACCUACUCCCUCCCUGGUGCUGCUAUUGAACCCCAGCUGAACCUCCAUCUCUGCCCUGGCAACCUUGGGCCCACCCGUUGGGCCACUUUCACCAGCCCUCACUGCCCUGACCCUAGUCCAGGCCGCCCAGUAGCCACGUAGCAGAAGUCUGAAGCCAUGUGAACCCCGGGGCGGCUCUCCCCUCAUGGCAUGGGGGACACUGGAUGAGGUGGAGGUGAGAAGAAAAAUCUAGGAUCAUUUUAGUCCCAGGGCAGAGGGAAGUGGAGGAGCUGGGCCGCUUCUCCCGAAGUAUUAGUGUCCCCUGGGGCAGGGGACCUUUCCCACCUUACAGCACUGUCCCAUCCCUCCUCAUGCCAGUCUGGCCUCUCUUCUUGGUUCCCUUGUGCCCAGGCAGGAAGCAGGCUAAGGCUUCUACCUGAUAGAGGCAUUUUCUGUCCCUGUGGAGCCCCAAAACAGAAGAUUCGUCCUCCUGCGUCUCCCCCACACUGCCACUAACUAUUCCUCAUUUGGGGACAGACCAAGGAGGCUCUGGGCCUAGCCAAAGCACUUGGUCCCCACAUCCACACCUUUCUCCCAAGCAAAGCACAAACUGUGGGGUCCACACAGCUGGGGUCAGGAGCCUGCCAGGCAGCUGCUGCCCUGGUGAAGAGAGGGCAUGAGGUAGGGGUCAGCACAUGGCCUAGGUACAUGGGGCUUUCCAGGUCCCAUGUUUGCCAGCAGUGGGUACUGCUGCUGGGCUGCAGACAUAGCUAGCAAAGGGAGAUCCAGCCCAGCAGGAAGAUGUGGACGUUUUGCGUCUCCUUCAUGCCCCCAGCAUGAGCUGAGCUGCUUUGCUGAAAAUAAAAUAAACUUGGUAUUCAUUGUGCCGAGGCCUCCCCCGUCGUCAUCCUGCCUCGUGUUGCUCUCCUGGUCCUUGCUGUCUACCCCUAUGCCCGUGUGUCCUUGCAGAUUUUGGUAUCGUUCUAAUGUGCAACGACCAUCCAAGUCCCCUCUUGCCAGAGGAUCUGAAAAGCAGCAGCACAGAAUCAGUGAACACAAGGCUGCAAGUGCAGCCACCUCAGGCCUAGCACACAUGCACACGGCGGGCACACGCACCUCGCACAGACCCAAGCACAGGUGUGUGUGUGUGCAUGCGUGCACACUCAUGCCCAGAUGGGCGCUCAGCACACACAGGUAGACAUGGCAGAGGAAUGGCUGUACCCUGCUGGACGCCUUGAAGGAGAAGCGGGGACCUCCCAGUGCUCAGGCCCGAAGGAGACCCACAGAGGCCCAGGGCUUGAGCAUGUGCCCCCUCUGCCGGCUCCACAGGUGCCCCAGCCACUGGCCCAAGAACUUUUCUGCCAUCCUCAAGGCAGAAGCAUCGGGACUUGUGUCAGGUGGAUGCAGGCAGCUGACUGAGCCUGGCAGACUCUUGUGUUCCUCUCCUAGGACAAGGGGGCAAGCUCCCAGGCCCUGCCAGGCCUGACUGCCAAUGGAAACCCUCUCCUGCGGAGGGGCAAGGGCGAUGCCCGGGAGGCUAGGGCUCCAGGCCACGCUGCUGCCACCAUUGCUGCUGCUCUUCUGACCCUGCUGUGAGGAAUGGGCUUGGUCAGGAAAAAUGGCUUUCCUUUUUUUGUACAAAUGGAAACAAAAUCCAGGAGAAGCUGCCACCCUCACCUCUGAGUGUGACUCGCUUCCUUUGCUUCGGUUUCUUCGUCACCAUUUUCGUCUUUGGUCCUGGGGACGGCCCAGCAGAUUCUCCUGGUUCUGACCUAAGGGGUGUUUGGAUCACCUCCUUUUACUUGUAUAAAAAAAAGAUGGAUUGAAAAAUGUACUGAGGAAGAAAA
This is a messenger RNA of Octodon degus (degu), 5531 nucleotides long. RefSeq names its product nectin cell adhesion molecule 1 (gene Nectin1). Gene Ontology annotation, biological process: heterophilic cell-cell adhesion; homophilic cell-cell adhesion; protein localization to cell junction. The coding region runs from base 462 to 2009 and encodes 515 amino acids. NCBI's taxonomy places the organism in Eukaryota, Metazoa, Chordata, Mammalia, Rodentia, Octodontidae. Gene Ontology annotation, cellular component: adherens junction. The record is from RefSeq and is a predicted model, not a curated record. The transcript is spliced from 6 exons.